CAAGGGUGCAUCGUUCAGAUGAGGUAGCACAUGAUUACAAUGGUAAUAACCAUUCACAAAAUAUGGUUGAAGAUGACUUCCAACUUACUAGGCGAGUUGCAAGCACUAUGGGUCGUCUAAGGAAUCGUGAAGAUGUUAAUACUAUUGAAGAGCAAAGUCACAGGCGAGACAUUGCAACAAUGGUACCUCAAAGAAAUCAUGGAUCAUCUCAAAAUGCAGAUGAUAAUCCUGUUGGUAAAGAAGUGAUAUUAUAUUCUAUGAUGAGAUCAGAAGUUCCUGUUGCAAUAGCAAAUAUUAUCUCAACCGACCCAACCACUAAGGUGGGAGAUGUUCCUCUUGGAAGAGAGUUCACACAGGUUUUUGUGACUCGCGUGCUAAAAAGGGAAAGUACUCUGCCACGACCAUACUUAGGUGUAGAGAGUAUGGGAGAUGCUCUUUUUAUGCCCAUUGCAUGGCCAACAAACAAGAUGGGUCGUAACAAAAAAUCAACGUUGACCCAAGGUUCUACAGCAGCAGAACUUAUUCGGUGAUCUUUUGGCCCAUCUUUGCUGAUACCGACAUAGUACACAUGCUGCUGUUGUCAAGGGAAGAGGUGCUGGAAGCAAGGAUCAGAGUGCUUGAAGUGUGUGAAAAAUGAUUACUCGCAUGCAUGCUAGCCGUUGGCGUAACACCUAGCUGAUGGAGAGAUUUUAGUUUGCUAGAUGAAUCUUUAGACUUUGCAUGUAAUAGAACUGAAAGAUCACUUCAGAAUUUAGAAAACAUGUAUGCUAUUAUUUUUAUAUGUUCAUCACACAAAUUGUGUUCCAAAACAAUAUAUGUUGGAAUUCAAAGUCAAAGAUU
This is a messenger RNA of Zea mays, 840 nucleotides long. RefSeq lists its product as uncharacterized. NCBI's taxonomy places the organism in Eukaryota, Viridiplantae, Streptophyta, Magnoliopsida, Poales, Poaceae. Bases 63 to 530 code for a protein of 155 amino acids. The transcript has 5 exons. The record is from RefSeq and is a predicted model, not a curated record.